Wallemia mellicola CBS 633.66 is the source of this 3880-nucleotide messenger RNA. RefSeq names its product calcium-translocating P-type ATPase. Gene Ontology annotation, molecular function: P-type calcium transporter activity; ATP binding; ATP hydrolysis activity. Lineage: Eukaryota; Fungi; Basidiomycota; Wallemiomycetes; Wallemiales; Wallemiaceae. Gene Ontology annotation, cellular component: membrane; intracellular membrane-bounded organelle. Gene Ontology annotation, biological process: intracellular calcium ion homeostasis. The coding region runs from base 1126 to 3876 and encodes 916 amino acids. The transcript is spliced from 4 exons. The record is from RefSeq and is a predicted model, not a curated record.
GCUGAUGAAAUGGAUCUCCCCAAGAUAAAUAUACAGGAGUCCCCUACGAAUAAUCAGCCAAACUUUAGUAACCAUCGUAACUCAGACUCGCUGACGGUCCCACGGAUCGACACGACGUCAACGAGUAGAGAUCCAUUUAGAGAUCACACAGAGCCUUCGUCUCCUACAUCAACCUCUGAUAGAAAAGGCAAGGAUGAGAAAAAGUCGAAGAAGUCAAAAAAACCUCUAGAGCCACGGCAUAUUAACAAUCUAGGCGCUUUUAAGUUUCAGCCACACACACUAUCAGAUUGUGUGGGCUACAAGCAAUUCGAAACUCUCAGAGACGACCUCGGUGGCAUCGAAGGUCUCACAUCCGGCUUAGGCACCCAUCCAAAGGACGGUCUCUGCGGUGAAGCAUAUUCAUUAGAUGGCAAAAUUGAACCCGAUGGCCCUCCUGAAGGUAGAGCUGGUCCUGCAAAUCAAGCGAAUGGUCUUGAAAGGCACCGUGUCUACGAUAAGAAUGAAAUUCCACCCAAAGACACAAAGAACUUCUUCCAGUUAAUGUGGAUGGCAAUGGAAGACAAACUAUUACAACUCCUUAUCGUCGCUGCUAUCGUCGCUCUAGCUUUAGGUAUCUAUCAGGCUGUCGAUUUCCCACCUCCAGAAGUCAGAUGUUUCAACGAAGCGACGGGCCGUUAUGACGCUUAUUGUACUGAACCUCAAGUUGAAUGGGUUGAGGGUGUUGCUAUUCUUAUCGCUAUCCUCAUCGUCGUUUUAGUCGGUAGUAUAAAUGAUUAUCAAAAGGAACUUCAAUUCAUGAAAUUGAACCAGAAGAAAGAUGAUAGAGAAGUAAAAGUUAAAAGAGAUGGUAAUGAACAAUAUAUCAACAUAAAAAACCUUCUAGUUGGUGAUAUCCUUCAGAUAGAGACAGGAGAUAUCCUUCCCGUUGAUGGUGUUUUCUUGCGAGGUCAUAAUCUCAAGGCGGAUGAAUCAGCUGCAACAGGUGAAUCGGAUGCUAUUAAAAAAGUCACUUUCGAUGAAUACUCUGAAUAUCUCGAUAGUCUUAGUCUACAUGAUAAAAGCAAGAAUUUGAAGAAGGACUGUUUCUUAUUGUCAGGAUCUAAAAUUACUGAAGGUGUCGGUGAGAUGGUUAUCGUUGCCGUCGGACUUCAAUCCUACAAUGGUCGCAUUCUCGCAAGUCUCAACGAAGAAGAGGAUGAGGGAACUCCUCUUCAAACUAAGCUUAAUGAUUUGGCCGAGUUAAUAGCCAAAAUUGCUUCAGUUGCUGGUUUACUCUUGUUUAUCGCUCUCAUGAUCAAAUUUUUCGUUAAUUUGAAGAGGCAGCCAGAUAGGACUCCUCGUGAAAAAGGACAAAACUUUAUAGAAGUACUUAUUAUAGCAGUCACCCUUAUCGUUGUUGCCGUACCUGAAGGUCUUCCGCUGGCUGUCACUCUUGCACUUGCUUUCGCGACAAAGCGUAUGACAAAGGCAAAUCUUCUCGUUCGUCUUUUAGCAUCUUGCGAAACAAUGGCAAAUGCUACUGCUGUUUGUACAGACAAAACAGGAACUCUUACACAAAAUGUAAUGAGUGUUGUUGCAGGUACUAUCGGUAUCAAAGCUAAAUUCGUCACUCGCCUGGAUGAAAACUCAUCUAGAUCAAAUGCAGAUGAACUGAACAAUGAUGAGAAAUAUCCACAUGGCAACUUUACAAUUGACUCAAAUGACCUCUCAAAUCAUGUGCAAGGUCCCUUACGUAAAUUGUUAUUCGAUAGCAUAGCGAUCAAUUCAACUGCUUUUGAAGACAAAAACAAGGAAACUGAUCAGAUUGAAUUUGUUGGUUCAAAAACUGAAACUGCAUUAUUACGUUUUGCUAAAGAGCAAGAUUGGGAUGAUUGGAGAUCGGUUCGUGAAUCUGCUGAAAUCGUACAGAUGAUACCUUUCUCGAGUACACGUAAAGCUAUGGGUGUUGUGGUCAAAGUAAAUGAAGGUCAUUAUAGAUUAUUUGUCAAAGGUGCAUCAGAGGUUCUUACAAGCCUUACCAACCAGGUUGUGUCACUCGAUGAAGCUAAGUCAGAUGAAGUUCCUUGUCAUGCUAUCGAGGAAGGCGAACGUGCUAGUAUCGAUGAAACUAUCAAGUUUUACGCAAAUCAAUCGUUACGUACUAUCGCUCUCUGUUAUAAAGAUUUCCAGGAAUGGCCACCAAGUAAAGCAUCUUUCGACGAGACUGGAGAUGUUGAAUAUGAUUCAUUGGCUAAGGAUUUGACUUUAAUUGGUAUUACUGCUAUUGAAGAUCCUCUCAGACCUGGUGUAUCAAACGCCGUCAAGCGUGCUCAGAAUGCUGGUGUCAAAGUAAAAAUGUGCACUGGUGACAAUGUCUUAACUGCUCAAUCUAUCGCAAAACAAUGUGGUAUUUUGACAGAGGGGGGUAUUGUCAUGGAAGGUACUGAAUUUAGACAACUUGAUGAACACGAUCGUAUUAAUGUCGUACAAAAUCUUCAAGUUCUCGCUAGAUCAUCACCAGACGACAAGAAAUUGUUAGUACAAACUUUGAGGAACGCUCAUUCAGAAACUGUUGGUGUAACUGGUGAUGGUACCAAUGAUGCACCAGCCCUCAAAGCUGCUAACGUCGGUUUCUCAAUGGGUAUCGCUGGUACGGAAGUAGCAAAAGAAGCAUCUUCAAUUAUCCUCAUGGAUGACAACUUUGCUUCAAUUGUUUCAGCUAUCAUGUGGGGUAGAUGUGUCAACGACUCUGUCAAGAAGUUCUUGCAAUUUCAAUUAUCCGUCAACGUAACAGCCAUAAUUAUUGUCUUCGUUACAGCUAUCGCAUCAGAUUCAGAAGAAUCUGUUUUAUCGGCUGUUCAAUUGCUCUGGGUUAAUUUGAUUAUGGAUACGUUUGCAGCAUUGGCUUUAGCGACUGAUCCAGCAACUCCAACAGUACUUGACCGUAAACCUGAAACACCUGGAUCACCAAUCAUCAACGCGAAUAUGUUGAAAGUCAUCACUUCACAAUCAUUAUACAAGACAGCUGUCGUUUUCGUAUUACAUUUCGCUGGUAGACAGAUACUCGGUUACAGAAUGGAUUACUCCAAUGAUGAAGAGGAAGCUGAGUAUAGCGCUCAAGGUAGUCAAUUGAAGACAUUAGUUUUUAACGCCUUCGUUUGGUGUCAAAUAUUCAACCAGAUCAAUUGUCGUAGAUUAGACAAUAAACUCAAUGUCUUUGAAGGUAUCCACAGAAACUGGUGGUUCAUGAUCAUGUUUUGUAUUAUGGUCGGUGGACAAGUUCUCAUUGUCUUUGUUGGUGGUGCAGCAUUCUCAGUAACGAGGAUAGGUGGACGUGAUUGGGCAAUUUCAAUAAUUUGCGGAUUUUGUUCGUUAAUUGUUGGUGCAUUGUUCAGAUUCAUACCAGAUGAACCAAUUGAAAGAAGACUCAUCAAAUGGGGUGCAUUCCCAGAUCCAAAUGCUCUUCCAAUCUCUAAGAAUAAACCAUCAAGGAAAGGAGAAGAUCCAGUUUACGAUUCAUUGCAAAUACUUUCAAUCCUCCGUGGUGGUCGUAUAAGAGGAUCAUCGUUUGUUCAGAAGUCUAGAAGAAUUGUUAGACAUCCAAUCCAACAAUUAUCGGAGACAUUAUAUUCACAUUCAAGGUCAAAUUCCGGAACAACAACUCCUGAUAAUAAUAGCACAUCACCUUUAUCAGCGAAGCAUAACCAUUUAGAUGCACUAUCAGUCUUACCUAUGAUGGUUGCAUCUAGUGUAGGUGCGGGGCCUGCCUACAGAAGCUCUAGAUCUGGCAGUGUGAAUUCAAGAGCUGGACAUUCACCUUCAACAUCUAUAUCUAAAGGUGGUAUCGACGACGAUAAUAGUUCGCAGCCACCUCCAUCACCUUUAUCAAAGCGUUAACGAC